GCUCAUAACCCCCUCCCUCUAGCCUCGCCUCGCCUGCUCUUCCCACGCCCCCACUGUACCCCUUCCGCAUUCUCCUCUCCCGAUUUCGCCAUUCCUCUCCUCUAAUCCGCUCCGCGACACCGCACGCACGCGCGGCCCUUCUCCUCCGCUUCCGGCGACUCGAGGUUAGGGUUCCGGCGACUCGAGGCCUAGCCCUGCCCCCGGGCGAUCGCGGGUGAGAUCCAUGUCCACAGACCCGCCCCCGCUCCCUCCGCCGGCGCCGCCGCCGGGCGCGGUGGAUCCCGAGCCGCCCGCACCGCCCCUCGAGCCCCCUGAGGUGAUGCACAAGACGAGGACCGUUGACUUCCUCGGCCGCCGCACCCCCAUCGUCUACCAGAACGACAACGGCCCGUGCCCGCUCCUCGCCAUCUGCAACGUGUUGCUAUUGAAGAAUGUGAUCAACCUGGACCCGGAUGCUGGCGAGGUGUCGCAGCCGAAGCUGCUCUCGCUCGUAGCUGACCGCCUCAUUCUAUCCGACAGCAGUAUGCAGGGCAAGGACGAGGAGUAUGUCCGUAACUGGGAGCACAAUAUCUCAGACGCUAUAGACCUUCUCCCGCGUCUUACCACCGGCAUCGACGUGAAUGUGAUGUUCAGAAAGGUUGACGACUUUGAGUUCACCAGAGAGCGCGCCAUAUUUGACCUUCUGGAUAUCCCGUUAUACCACGGAUGGAUAGUGGAUCCUCAGGAUACUGACACUGCUACGGCCAUUGGAUCCAAGUCAUACAAUGCUCUUGCUUCUGGGCUUGCUGAAUUUAAGUCAGGGAAACCAACAGAAGAGGAUAAACAUGUUAUGGCGGAAGAAACUGUUGAUUUUGCUGCUGCAACAGCAGCAGCAUUAGGGGUUCCUUCACCUAGUGUUUCUCGAGAGAUGUCAUUUGAUGAAAAUACACUCGCAGGUUCAGCUGAACUGCAAAUAAGACGAGGCGAUCGUGAGGAGGACGAGGAACUAAGGAGAGUCCUCAGUCUAUCUAAAGCUGAAAGUGCGGGUGCUGUUGAUGGAUCUGUUUCCUUCAGCACUUCACAGAAUCAUUCAUCUUCCAAUAUGGAGGAAACAACACAUAGUGAGAGCUUUGGAUUAGAGGCACCUGAGGUGGUAGGACUGGCAAAUAAGGAGGAACAUGGCAGCCAUGCUUUGAUUCAUGGUCCUAUAUUACAGAAUGCAAAUUCUGUUGCUAAUGUUAGCAAAUUUGAGUCUUCAGAAUCCAAACAAGCUUCGGUGUCUAAAGAAAUAGAGGAUGACGGGAAAAGAGAUAUGUUAGCAGAGCACUCUGAUAUACCUGUUCUAUCUUCAGAAUCUUCUCUUGCUUGCCCUCCUCGUGACUCUUUUGUUACCGAUGACCAACCUGCUGCUCCUGCUUCUGAUCUCAGUGAAGCUAAUAAAGAAACCUGCCCUGAUCUUGCUGAAGCUAAUAAAGAGACCUGCAAAGAGCAUUCUGCUAUGCAAAUUCAUGAACCCCAGGCUACUAGUGCUGAGACCAGCUGUGACUCAGCAACUGUAACUAGUCAAACUACUACUAGUUCUGCUAGACCAGAGUUGGAUGAGAAAAUUGAUUCUUUAGAUGCUCCUGAGCUUGUCUCUUCAAGUAUUCAGGGAAGUGAGCCAAUCUAUCAAGGAGAAGAACACAUACUUGGCUCUGCAAACAUGGCAUAUCAAAAUCAAGAGCCGGUGUAUGAGGGUGAGGUGGUUCUUGCUGAACAGGCUGACAAUGACAAGACUGGGGAAAGUAGUGAAUGCUUGGAAAAUGGGGCUGCGGACCAUCAAUGGGACCUGAUUGAUAAUUUUCUACAGAACACAGCUAACCAGCUGACUGUCUAUGGUUUGUUCUGUCUACAAGAGGGUCUUAAGGAAAGAGAGCUAUGUGUUUUCUUCCGUAAUAACCACUUCAAUACUAUGUUCAAGUACAAUGGAAGUCUAUAUCUCUUAGCAACUGAUCAGGGUUUUUUCAGCCAAAUUGAUUUGGUAUGGCAAAAGUUGGAUGAGGUGAAUGGAGAUGGUGUUUUUCUCACUAGUAACUUCACACCAUUUAAGGCUGAAACUCCCAGAAAUGAUUCCUGGAAUGAACAGCAAGCCAUGACGACUACUGCUGACUAUCUUUCUCAAUUUGACAAUUCCACUCUGCCAAACUCAUCUGGAAACUCUGAUCUAGAGCUAGCUAUAGCACUUCAACAACAGGAGUUUGAACGGCAACCUCAACGACAGCAGCCUCCACCACAGCAGCAGUCACAGCAACAACAGCAGCAGCAACAGACGCAGCAGACAUCCAAUCAAUCAUAUGGCGCAGGCCGGCCAGCCCUUGUUGUUGGUCCAAGGCAAAGGACGAGUGCCCCACCACCGGCAAGAAGCGAGUCGAAGAAAGACAAGUGCAUUGUGAUGUAAAGAUAUCCCGGGAACAGAAAAAAGGAACAGACAAGAAGCACCAUAUAUAUACUGUAUAAAAAAGAACUUCUUGUCUCGUGCAACGGCGCGGCAUAAAGCUGAUUUCCCCUCUUCAUUUGUCUUCUUUGUUUUCUUUCCCUGGUGUAAAUAACCUCUCAGCAAACAUAUAAACAGACCUUGUCGAUUGACAACCC
Molecule: messenger RNA, 2610 nt
Organism: Brachypodium distachyon (stiff brome)
Lineage: Eukaryota; Viridiplantae; Streptophyta; Magnoliopsida; Poales; Poaceae
Product: ubiquitin carboxyl-terminal hydrolase MINDY-2
Exons: 12
Coding region: 224-2416 (730 amino acids)
Biological process (GO): protein K48-linked deubiquitination
Cellular component (GO): cell periphery; cytosol
Molecular function (GO): cysteine-type deubiquitinase activity; cysteine-type carboxypeptidase activity; K48-linked deubiquitinase activity
Source: RefSeq, a predicted model, not a curated record